UUUUUUAAUAUAUUUACAUUUAUUAUGAAAAGAGCUAUUUUAAUACAUUUGUAAAUGUAUACAAUAACACAAUCAAUAUUGUUUCAAAGCAGCUUUAGAAAGAAUAGUGAAUUACAACCCUAAUUUCUUACAAAUAAAUGAAAUUAUAUGCUGUGGCAGGAUUGGGCCGGGUCGUGAUUCCGCACACCCGGCCCCUAAUUAGGCUGAUGAAGCCCGAGACGGAUAAAGGCGACCUGAGACGGCAGUGCGACAGAGAGAGAGUUACCUGUGUGUGUGUGUGUGUGUGUGUGUGUGUGUGUGUGUGUGUGUGUGUGUGUGUGUGUGUGUGUGUGUGUGUGUGUGUGUGUCUGUCUGUCUGUCUGUCUGUCUGUCUGUCUGUCUUUUGGUUCAGUUUCUCAUUAAAAUAUUAUUUAUAUCAUCAAGCCGGUUCUCGCCGCCUCCUUUCCAUUGAAGUGUGUUACACUGGUGACGCAACCCGGGAAGGAGGGAGGGAUGCGCUGUAAUAGAGUCCUCGCCACUACCAUCCACCCCAACGGAGCAGCCACGGCCUUCCGCUGGGGGACGGAGGAGCCUGGCCGCCUGAGAGCGGAGGAACGGCCGCCGACCGUGAGGGGAGGAGGGGCUCCUAACCGACCACCUGGAGUGGUCAGGGCCUCUGCCAGGGGCAGAGGAGACCCCUACCAGCCCUACUGGUGUUUUUUAGUUGGCACCCAACAAGAAGCCUCGGAAGUCACCAUUGGAAAAGGGCUUUGUGGGAGCACCGCGCGGGAGGAAGGCCAAUGGCAUGGCUCAGCAGAACGGAGAGGGAGAUCCUGUCACUCUGUUUGAGGUUGUCAAACAGGGAAGGAGCGCUAUGCAGUCAGUGGUUGAUGACUGGAUUGAGUCGUACAAGCAAGACAGAGAUAUUGCACUUCUGGACCUCAUUAACUUCUUCAUCCAGUGCUCUGGCUGUAAAGGCACUGUUAGGAUUGAAAUGUUUCGUAACAUGCAGAAUGCAGAAAUCAUCCGCAAAAUGACAGAAGAGUUUGAUGAGGACAGUGGAGAUUACCCCUUGACCAUAUCAGGUCCAUUGUGGAAGAAGUUUCGCUACAACUUCUGUGAGUUCAUCAGUGUUCUGAUCCGUCAGUGCCAGUACAGCAUCAUCUAUGAUGAGUACAUGAUGGACACGGUCAUCUCUCUGCUCACAGGGCUCUCGGACUCUCAGGUCCGAGCCUUCAGACACACCAGCACUCUAGCAGCCAUGAAGCUCAUGACAGCUCUGGUGAACGUGGCUCUCAACCUAAGCAUUCACCAGGACAACACACAGAGACAGUACGAAGCAGAACGCAACAAAAUGGUGGGAAAGAGAGCCAAUGAGAAACUCGAACUUUUGCUCCAAAAGAGGAAAGAGCUCCAAGAAAACCAAGAUGAAAUCGAAAACAUGAUGAACUCAAUCUUCAAGGGAAUCUUUGUUCAUCGUUACAGGGAUGCAAUUGCUGAAAUCAGAGCAAUAUGUAUAGAGGAGAUUGGUGUGUGGAUGAAAAUGUACAGUGAUGCCUUCCUAAAUGACAGCUAUCUGAAAUAUGUGGGAUGGACCUUACAUGACCGGCAAGGUGAAGUGCGGUUGAAAUGUUUGAAAGCCUUACAAAACCUCUACACAAACCGUGAACUUUUUCCAAAACUCGAGCUCUUCACAAACCGGUUCAAGGAUCGUAUUGUGUCCAUGACCCUGGAUAAAGAGUAUGAUGUUGCAGUGGAGGCCAUCAGACUGGUCACUUUAAUCCUACAGGGGAGUGAGGACGCUCUGUCUAAUGAAGACUGUGAGAAUGUCUAUCAUCUGGUGUACUCUGCACAUAGGCCUGUGGCAGUGGCUGCAGGGGAGUUCCUGCAUCGAAAAUUGUUCAGCAGACAUGAUCCUCAGGCAGAAGAGGCUCUGGCCAAGCGCAGGGGCAGGAGCAGCCCAAAUGGAAACCUCAUCCGCAUGCUAGUGCUCUUCUUUCUGGAGAGUGAGCUGCAUGAGCAUGCUGCAUAUCUAGUGGAUAGUUUGUGGGAGAGCUCACAGGAGCUGCUAAAAGACUGGGAGUGUAUGACAGAGCUGCUGCUGGAGGAACCUGUGCAGGGAGAAGAGGUGUUGUCUGACAGGCAGGAAGGUGCUCUGAUCGAAUUGACUGUCUGUACUAUCCGUCAGGCUGCUGAAGCCCACCCUCCUGUAGGGAGAGGAACUGGAAAAAGGGUCUUGACUGCAAAAGAAAGAAAGACUCAGAUUGAUGACAAAAACAAACUGACGGAGCACUUCAUCAUGGCUCUUCCCAUGUUACUCUCAAAGUAUCAGACAGAUGCAGAGAAAUUAGCCAACCUCCUACAGAUCCCACAGUACUUUGACCUAGACAUGUAUAGUGCUGGGAGAAUGGAGAAGCACUUGGAUGCAUUACUGAAGCAGAUCAAGUUUGUGGUGGAGAAGCACACAGAUACAGAGGUGCUGGAGGCUUGCAGUAAGACCUACAGUAUCCUGUGUAGUGAAGAGUACACCAUCAUGAACCGCGUGGACAUCACUCGCAGUCAGCUCAUUGAUGAACUAGCUGACCGCUUCAACCAUUCGGUGGAAGAGCUGCUGCAGGCGGGAGAAGAGGCUGAUGAUGACGACAUCUACAAUGUUCUCUCUACUCUAAAGAGACUCACUGCCUUUCACAAUGCUCAUGACUUGACCAGAUGGGACUUCUUUGGGAAUUGCUAUAGGUUGCUAAGGACAGGAAUAGAGCAGGGAUCUAUGCCAGAGCAGAUAGCAGUGCAGGCUCUUCAGUGUUCUCAUUACUCUAUACUCUGGCAGCUGGUGAAGAUCACAGAAGGCACCCCAUCCAAAGAUGAUCUCCUAGCAUUGAGAAGGGUUGUCAAGUCUUUUCUAGCUGUGUGCCAGCAGUGUUUAUCAAAUGUCAACACACCGGUCAAAGAGCAGGCAUUCAUGCUGCUAUGUGACCUGCUUAUGAUCUUCAGUCACCAGCUCACCACAGGGGCCAGAGAGGGUCUGCAGCCUCUUGUCUUCAACCCAGAUAGCACCCUACAGAACGAGCUGCUCAACUUCGUCCUUGACCACGUAUUUAUUGACCAGGAUGAUGAGAAUCAGAGCAUAGAAGGUGAUGAAGAGGAUGAAGCUAACAAGAUUGAGGCCUUACACAAGAGGAGGAAUCUUCUAGCAGCCUUCAGCAAGCUCAUCAUAUAUGACAUAGUAGAUAUGCCUGCCGCUGCAGAUAUCUUCAAACACUACAUGAGGUACUACAAUGAUUAUGGAGACAUCAUCAAGGAAACGCUAAGCAAGACCAGGCAGACGGACAAGAUAUUGUGUGCCAAGACACUCAUUCUGAGCUUACAACAGCUCUUUAAUGAGCUGAUCCAGGAUCAGGGGCCUAACUUGGACAGGACGUCAUCUCACGUGAGCGGCAUUAAGGAAUUGGCCCGUCGCUUUGCCCUCACAUUUGGCUUGGACCAAAUCAAGACCAGAGAGGCUGUGGCCACACUACACAAAGAUGGGAUUGAGUUUGCCUUCAAGUAUCAGAAUCCUAAAGGUCUGGAGUAUCCCCCUCCAAAUCUGGCCUUUCUAGAGGUUCUCUGUGAAUUCUCCUCUAAGCUUCUUCGGCAAGACAAGAAGACAGUGCACUCAUAUCUGGAGAAGUUUAUGACAGAGCAGAUGAUGGAGAGGCGGGAGGACAUCUGGCUGCCUCUUAUCUCUUACAGGAACUCUCUGCUCACAGGUGGAGACGAGGACCGCAUGUCUAUCACCAGCGGCAGCAGCAGCAGUAAGACUGGAUCUGUACGCAGCAAAAAGGGCCGUCUGCCCGUGCACAAGAGACGCAUCGAGGAGGAGAGUAUGGAGGGCUCGUGGAUGAUGAGGAAUGACACACUACAGACCCCCAGAGCCUUGCAGACGCCCCAGCUCACCUCAACAGUACUCAGAGAAAGCCCUCGUCAAGCUGCCGAGCACAUGCCUGACCCGGACUCUGAACCCGGGUCUGAAUCUGACUAUGUCCAUAAUCCUCAGAUGCAGAUGUCCUGGCUUGGUCAGCAGAAGAUGGAGGAGGUGAACAGGAAAGAGCGCACAGCCAUGAACUACAUUAAGGCCCGAAGUGGAGGAGUACGACAGACUGUACGGGGCCUCAUGGAGGAUGAUGCAGAGCCCAUUUUUGAGGAUGUCAUGAUGUCGUCUCGCGGACAGCUGGAAGACAUGAGUGAAGAAUUUGAAGACACCAUGGUGAUUGAUCUGCCUCCAUCCAGGAACAGGCGUGAGAGGGCGGAGUUGAGACCUGACUUCUUUGACUCGGCAGCCAUGAUUGAGGAUGAGUCGGGUUUUACGAUGCCUAUGUUCUGAGGUGCCAUGACAGAUGGAAAAAGAGCAUAUGAUUUGAUUUGAUACAUUCUCAAAGGAACAAACAAACUCAAACAAUGGAGGCACUUGAGUCCAGUUUCAGUGAUUCUGGAGUGAACUUUACACAAACCCAAAUCUUCCAUCAGAGGAGCUUUAGAUAUUAAGUCAGAUAUUAUUUUAACAGAUUCAGUCUAAUCAUGUCACAUAUGGUGAAUUGUUCUGUUGAAUGCUAUGUUUUGUUCAGCUCAUUUGAAUCACACUGGAUGGGAUUUACAUUGUGGUACAAAUUUAUCAUGUAAGAAUGUAUGGUCCCAUAUGUUAAAGAUGUACAUAUUUGUGUUUAUCCAUCCUACUAUGUAGUUGCCCUGUACAGUUAGAUUAUGGAGUCGUU
Myxocyprinus asiaticus (Chinese sucker) is the source of this 4727-nucleotide messenger RNA. RefSeq names its product stromal antigen 1a (gene stag1a). Bases 785 to 4339 code for a protein of 1184 amino acids. The record is from RefSeq and is a predicted model, not a curated record. Gene Ontology annotation, molecular function: chromatin binding. Gene Ontology annotation, biological process: sister chromatid cohesion. Lineage: Eukaryota; Metazoa; Chordata; Actinopteri; Cypriniformes; Catostomidae. The transcript is spliced from 32 exons. Gene Ontology annotation, cellular component: chromatin; cohesin complex; nucleus.